AUGAUGCGGGGGAAACAUGUGUUGGUUGGGUGGCUAUGGGUACAAGGCUUGAUACAGCCACUUGAAGGCAACCCAAACCAUGGACAUUCGGAAUACAAGGCCUUUUUGCAGCACCACUCUUUCGCCGUGCCGUUGGAAUAUUCGAGCUUGUUGGCAGAUUGGACGCUCAGUGGAGCAAGCAUCUUUGAAAGGGAACGUUUGUUGUUGCAUCCGGGCGUGUCUGAACGUCAGGGGUUUGCCUGGAACAAGCAGCCGCUCCAAACCAACAACUUCGAAGCCAGCUUUGCCUUUCGUGCAUUUGGCGCCGCGGAUGCUUCCAAGGUUGUGGAUGACCAAAGCUUCGCUUUUUGGUUUGUCCGGCAAAAUAUUUCUGGCGAUUUCAACGAGUCUGCUGCCAUCCGCGCAUCCUCGUGGUCGGAUGGUCUGAAGGAGCAAGGAUACUCGUUGAGUGGCUCCAAGGCACUGUUUGAGGGAAUCGGAGCUGUGUUUUCGACGGCAAAUCUUGCCAAAAAGCCAGGCUCCGUUGUGUCUUUCAUCAGCAACGACAACCAUCAAAGUCUGGGCUAUGGCAUUGACGUUCCCACCAGCAAUGCCAAGGUAGUUGAUUUCCGGAACAAGGAUGUGGAGUUCAAGAUUCGGGUGCAGCCUUUCUCAGUCAAGGGCCAGAUAAUUGUUGAUGGCAACGUCGAAGAUUGCUUCGAUGUGGAUCGGCGCAAUUUUCCUGUGAAGGCAGGUGGCUACAUAGGCUUCACUGCUUGGAGUGGUUCUGUGCAACCAUCCAAGCUUCCAGAUGGUGUGUCCUUAACGAAGGUCCAAGUGGUGAAUUUCGAUGACCAGGCAGUUGGUGAAGACAUCGUGGGGACGAGCGCCAAAGACAAACUUGCGUACGAAGCCCUGAUGUCGGAGGAUUCCAGAUACUUCCAGGAUCAGCAAGCUCAGACGGAGCACAUAGGAAGAAUAACAACAAUGUUGUCGGCACAUUUGAACGAGACGAAGCCGGCAUAUGAUGUCAUGUCCUUUCAAGUCUCGAACCUCAUGCAGUCCCUCAACAAGCUGGAUCACGACUGCCGGCUUCUGACCAAAGAGAUGAAGGUCCUGACGGAUCCGAAGAACGCGAAGGCUCCGAAGAAAGCGACUAACUUGCAAGAGAUGAAGGUCCACAUCUUGGGUCUCCGCAGGCUGCUAGACAAGGAGGGAGCAGCUCACAUGCACAAGUUGGAGGCUGUGCAGAAGAACCUGAAUGAAGUGAAGCAGCAAACCGACAAGGCUGCUGGCUCAUCCAUAUUGGGAAGGAUAGUGGACCAAACAACCGUGCUUGAGCAGAGCGUUGUGUCUCGAAGUUCACAGAUGUCUCAAGCUUACAGUAUGGAUUGA
Symbiodinium natans is the source of this 1374-nucleotide messenger RNA. Lineage: Eukaryota; Dinophyceae; Suessiales; Symbiodiniaceae. The record is from the annotation of a GenBank genome assembly.